Messenger RNA from Myotis davidii, 1792 nucleotides. It is a transcript of the gene SLC30A8, whose product is annotated as solute carrier family 30 (zinc transporter), member 8. The record is from RefSeq and is a predicted model, not a curated record. Lineage: Eukaryota; Metazoa; Chordata; Mammalia; Chiroptera; Vespertilionidae. Gene Ontology annotation, cellular component: plasma membrane. The coding region runs from base 1 to 1068 and encodes 355 amino acids. Gene Ontology annotation, biological process: zinc ion transmembrane transport; insulin secretion; response to zinc ion. The transcript is spliced from 8 exons. Gene Ontology annotation, molecular function: zinc ion transmembrane transporter activity.
AUGGAGUUCCCGGAAAGAACUUAUCUUGUGACUGACAAAGCCACCAAGAUGUAUGCCUUCACACUAGACAGUGUGGAUCACCAGCAGAAACCCGUGACUAAAGAUCACUGUUCUGGAGAGGUGAAUGCCAAGGCCACAGAGAACAGGGCAAGCGAGCAAGUCUACGCCAAGUGGAAACUCUGGGCUGCUUCGGGAAUAUGCUUCGUCUUCAUGAUUGCGGAGGUUGUGGGUGGCCACAUUGCGGGGAGUCUUGCCGUCAUCACAGACGCUGCCCACCUCUUGAUUGACCUGACCAGUUUCCAGCUCAGCCUCUUCUCCCUGUGGCUGUCCUCCAAGCCUCCCUCCAAGCGGCUCACCUUUGGAUGGCACCGGGCAGAGAUCCUCGGUGCCCUGCUGUCCAUGCUGUGUGUCUGGGCAGUGACUGGUGUGUUGGUGUACCUGGCGUGUGAGCGCUUGCUCUACCCUGAUUACCAGAUCCAGGCCACCGCGAUGAUCAUCGUUUCAGGCUGUGCCGUGGCAGCCAACAUUGUAUUAAGUGUGAUUUUGCACCAGAGGCCUCCCGGCCACAGUCACAAGGAAGUGCAAGCUAAUGCCAGUGUCAGAGCAGCUUUUGUGCAUGCGCUUGGGGAUCUGUUUCAGAGCAUCAGUGUGUUAACGAGCGCACUCAUCAUCUACUUCAAGCCAGACUAUAAAAUGGCCGACUCAAUCUGCACAUUUGUGUUUUCUGUCCUGGUGUUGGCCAGUACCGUCACAGUCUUAAAGGACUUCUCCAUCUUACUCAUGGAAGGUGUGCCAAAGAACCUCAACUACAACGCUGUGAAAGAGCUCAUCUUAGCGGUGGAUGGGGUGGUGUCUGUGCACAGCUUGCACAUCUGGUCUUUGACAACGAACCAGGUGAUUCUCUCGGCUCAUGUUGCUGCAGCAGCCAGCCGGGACAGCCAGGGCGUUCGGAGAGAGAUUGCUAAAGCCCUCAGCAAUAGCUUUCCUGUGCAUUCACUCACCAUUCAGAUGGAAUCUCCCGCCGACCAGGACCCCGGCUGCCUUUUCUGUGAAGAGCCCCAGGACUAGUUCAGUCAGACCAUCAGCUUCCUGAGUUGACAGGUCACUACGUGAUGCUCUGCCGUUCCUGGAACAUAAACAAAUAAGGAACCAAAGGAAGAAGUUUGAGAAAUUGAUGAUACAGUACAAUGCACAUUUUAUACUUCUUUAUUUAGCUCCACCCACCAUGAAUGAGAUGCAUUUGGAUUCACUAAUCAAUACUGAUUAUCAUCAGUAGCUGUGUUCCAUUUCAGGAAUACAUGUGUGGGCCAUUCCUAACUGGGGCUGAAAUAACAACUGUUUGUAACUACAGGCCUUAAAAAGUGCAUCGCCCUUCAAUAGCACAGCCUAAGGAUGAGGGGGUCAAGAUGAACUAAGGGAAGUCUGAUCAGGAAUCUGUGGCAAGAAAAGAGUCACAACAAUUUCCCAAAACUGGAGAAGUAAAAAUAAGAAGAGUCAAGUCAAGGAUAAAGAGAAUCUGGAGGCCCAAUACCUCAUGAGAACUUGACUUUCCCACCAAGUUGUAAUAUGAUUUGAGGCAAUUCUUUUGAAUCCUUAUCUAUCAACAUCACUAUCCACUAAAUGGGGUAGAAAUGCCCUCACUCCGUCUUGCUUACAAGUUAUGUUGUACUGUGUCUGAAACGAUUGAAUUAUAUUGUACUUCUCUGUAUAAAAAUCGUGGACAAAUGCAAAAUUAUAAAAUUUACUGCUUUUGGAGAGUUUUCAUAUGGUAGGACCUAUUAAUAAAAGAAAA